Molecule: messenger RNA, 1326 nt
Organism: Aspergillus bombycis
Lineage: Eukaryota; Fungi; Ascomycota; Eurotiomycetes; Eurotiales; Aspergillaceae
Product: glycoside hydrolase family 76 protein
Exons: 4
Coding region: 1-1326 (441 amino acids)
Biological process (GO): carbohydrate catabolic process; fungal-type cell wall biogenesis
Molecular function (GO): mannan endo-1,6-alpha-mannosidase activity
Source: RefSeq, a predicted model, not a curated record
AUGUGGUCAUACUUUUGGAGUAUUGCACUCACCGUUUGGCUGACGCUGGGACGACUUACCGCAGGUAUUCAGCUUGAUAUCAAUGAUCCUGAAUCGAUCAAAGAUGCCGCCGCAACAGCCGCCUACGGUAUGAUGACCUAUUAUCAUGGCAACGAAUCCGGUCAAAUUCCAGGGAAGCUUCCGGGCACAUGGUGGACGGGCGGCGAGGUAUUCAUGGCCCUGGUGCAGUACUGGUACUGGACCGGAGACACAUCAUACAACGAUGUUACCAAGCAGGCUUUGAUUUGGCAAAAGGGCCACAAUGACUACCUCCCGGACAACUAUACCCAGGAUUUGGGCAACGACGAUCAGGUAUUCUGGGGUCUCGCCGCGAUGACUGCCGCCGAGCUGAACUUCCCCGAGGAUGAGGAAGUGUCAUGGCUUGCACUUGCCCAGGGCGUGUUCAACACUCAGGCUGAGAAGUGGGACCCGGAUACCUGCCAUGGUGGCCUGCGGUGGCAGAGAAACUCGUGGAACGGAGGCUACGAUUUAAAGAAUUCAGUCUCCAACGGAGGGUUCUUCCAGCUCGCGGCCCGCCUGGCGCGAUAUACCAAAAACGAAACCUACACAGAAUGGGCAGAGAAGGCAUUCACCUGGGCCACGUCUGUUCCUUUGAUCAUCGAGAAAGGGUGGACGAUAAACGAUCUGGUUACGGUGGAAUCGAAUUGCCAGGCAGCGAACCAGAUGCAAUGGUCUUACAAUUAUGGAAUCUACUUUAAUGGUGCUGCAUACAUGUAUAAUUUGACGAAUGGUGACACGAAAUGGCAAAAUGUGGUGGAAGGCUUGCUGAAUACUACAUGGCGCAAUUUCUUCCCACAGGAGUACGGGGGCAACAUCAUGGUUGAGCCAUGCGAGCCGCAAAAACCGGGAGUGGUAGAGUGCGAUGGCAACCAGUCCACAUUCAAGAAUCCUGCCCAAAUUACAGGCUCCGCCGAGGGAGCAGCAAAACAGUGUUCCGGGCCCUCCCCGGACAAGAUCUGUGGACAGCGAUGGUUCCUUGAUAAAUAUGAUGGUGUCACCGGCCUCCGUGAGCAUAUGUGUGCGUUGAGCGUUUUCACCGCGAAUAUGGUGCCAUUCAAAACCGGAAACCGUGAUCAAGGUCCAUUGACGGCGGACACUGGAGGAACUAGUAAAGGUGAUCCGAGUGCAGGCACGGGGGAUCACAAGCCGGAGAAGGACGAGCCGCGAGAGAUAACAACAGGGGAUCGUGUGGGUGCCAGCAUUGCGACUGUGGCCGUUGUAGGUAUAUGGCUUGGAAUAGUAGCCUUUAUGAUGACCGGGAGUUGA